Molecule: messenger RNA, 837 nt
Organism: Histoplasma mississippiense
Lineage: Eukaryota; Fungi; Ascomycota; Eurotiomycetes; Onygenales; Ajellomycetaceae
Exons: 1
Coding region: 1-837 (278 amino acids)
Molecular function (GO): protein binding
Source: RefSeq, a predicted model, not a curated record
AUGAACCGUGACACUGCCUUACCCUCCAGGUCAACUCUGCCAGGGAGCAGGCCCGCAAUUUCGCGAGGCUGGACAAAGCAUGAAACGGGGCAUCAUCCGGAACCCGAUCGCUGCAGUUCAGGCUCCCUUCUCGAUCUUCCUAGCGAAUUACACCUGCAGCUCAUGUCAUGGCUCGACUUCCGCGAUAUACAAAUGCUGCGCGCCACAAACAGGUACUUUUGGCAUCUUCCAUCAGACACACAGAUCGCCCGUAUUAGACGCGACUAUGUGGCUGAUCUUGUUAGCGCCGAGAUGAAAGAAGUUGCUGAAUCCGCAGCCAACGCUGUAUCGACACAAGCCCCUAAUGAUACUUGUGGCGAUGACGCCUCACAGCGCUUAACGUGUUACAGCUGUCUCCGUCAUCUUCCCAUAUACUCCUUCUCUCGCACUCAAACGACCCGACGUCGUGGAAAGGGGCAUGCAGAUGCCUCCAAACGCUUUUGUGUCGAUUGUGCACUGCGGCUCCAUAAAUGGGAGCCUGGAAUCUCUCUCUCUUUUUCAUGGGGGGACGCUGUCUAUUGUCGACGAUGUCGCGGUUUAGUGCCUCUACGUAAUACUCCCGCUGAAUGGGCCGGGACUCUUGGGCUGUGUGAGGGUUGUCAGGCCGUGUUGGGAAUCCCAGAUUGGCGUCAACAUGAAGGAGAGGGAACUCGGGGAUUUUGGUAUGGGGCGAAAGCGUUACUAGAUCGGAACUUUGCGGAACAAAGGAAGGGAACGCAUAGCGAAAGGGUGGAUAUGUGGGAGACGCUUAGGGCGGAAAUUGCGAGCUUGAGGCUUUCAGAGAAAUUGGAGGUGUAG